Messenger RNA from Gopherus flavomarginatus (Mexican gopher tortoise), 1260 nucleotides. RefSeq names its product LLP homolog, long-term synaptic facilitation factor (gene LLPH). Lineage: Eukaryota; Metazoa; Chordata; Testudines; Testudinidae. The record is from RefSeq and is a predicted model, not a curated record. Gene Ontology annotation, biological process: dendrite extension. The coding region runs from base 129 to 473 and encodes 114 amino acids. Gene Ontology annotation, cellular component: nucleolus. The transcript has 3 exons. Gene Ontology annotation, molecular function: RNA binding.
UCCACCAUUGCCCCGCCCCGCGGGGCUGCGCACGCGCUGCACAGAGAGUAGAAGGCAAGUGCUGUUGAGCAACUGGCAGUCGGGCGCGUGGGGAAUCGGGCUCUGCGCGACUCUCGCUAACACACAAAAUGGCCAAGAGUUUACGGAGUAAAUGGAAGAGAAAGAUGCGAGCUGAGAAAAGGAAGAAGAAUGCGCCGAAGGAGCUCAGCCGAUUAAAAAACAUCCUGAAAGCAAAUGCUGAUGUUGUAAUGGAGGAGAUUAAAGAAAUAGCAGCGGUGGUCACCCCCGAGAAAGUCAAAGAUCAAGGUGAUGAAGUUAAAAUGGAGACACAGAUUAAAAGAAACAAAAAGACUCUUUUAGACCAACAUGGACAGUAUCCAGUAUGGAUGAAUCCCAGACAGAGGAAGAAGCUUAAGGCAAAACGGGUUAAAGGAAAAAACAAAUCCAAAGUGGCCAAGGGAUUAGCAUGGUAGCUUUGAAGAAAUUUGAAGGGUGGAAAAGAGACUGUAGAAAAGAGAGGCCACCAAAGAUUAAGAGUAUGUGAUCAGGCUGGGACCAGCUACCAAGUGUAAAUUAUCAUUAAGUCUGGAGAGACUAUUAGAUCAGAAAUUGAUGAAAGAGACAUCAGUUUUAUAUCUAGUUAAUUUUAAAAGAAAAUGAGUUAAAAGUGUUAAGUGUUUCACCUGUCUUUUGGUCCUGUGACCAAUAUUUGUGGUUAUGCAUUUUAAACUAUUUUUCUCACUUGUUGCUGUGUUGGUUUUGAACACAGAAACAACCGGAGAAACCAUGGAACCAACUAUGCAUUAUAGGAGGUAAAAUAUUUUUACAGACGCAUGUUCUGUAAAUUGACAGUGUCCCUUUAAUUUUCCUGUAGAACUUUUUUUUAAUUCUGAUUUGUUUUAAUAUUGAAGUAUUAAAUUAUGAAAACAUAUUAUGUGGCUUUAUAUAGACAUUAUAAACUGAAAUUGGGUUCAAAUUGAAAGAUAGAAAACCCAAGACAAAUAAAAAUGUUGCUAGUGAUUAUUUUUAAAAAUUCCAAUAGAAAUGGUUAUUUUUAAACAAGAAACCUUGUGUAAGUGUUUGCAACCCAAACAUUACAGCGCUGAAAUAUUGAAAGUAAAAUAGACUUAAUGGAUUUUCAUUGUCCAUCUGAAAGAAUGCAAAGACAUAAAGUAAAAAUAAAAUAAAAAAAUAUCAACUAUACUUUUAAAACAUUUUUCUGAACAGUUGUAAUAUAGGUAAAUAAACAUGUUGGCAAUA